AUGCCUAUGACCGACCCUAUUCUAACUCCAACUCGCGAAGGACCACCAGCGGAUCCAGCUCUUCUUGCCAAUGCAGGAUGUACUGCUGAUGCUAGUGAAGCAGGGAUCAAUAUGGCUGUCACCACUAUGCAAAAAUUCGGACGCGAAUUGGAGCAGUUUCCAGCCGAAGGACGUAGACUUGUGGAGCAAGCGAUGACCUCUAUUUCAACAACCAAUCAUCGUUCUACGUUAACUUCUGCUUCCCAAAGAUCUGCUAGAUCUAGAUCAGGUCAUGGAGAGCAAGAUUCAUUCGUUAGAAUCAUCAACAUUCUUGUUGACAUGACGGCUGGUCAAACUCCAUCCAAACCGAUCAUCGAGACAUUCGUCCUCUCUUCUAUCACAUUGGCGGUAUUCUCAUUGUCUUCUUUACUUGGUGGAUAUCUUUUGGCUCCAUUCAUCACAUUGGUCAUCCCACCGGUUGGAGCGGCCAUUUUCAGUGCUCUUGUUGCUCCGGCUGCUGUCUACUAUCAAUUGAGCAAGGGAUACGGUGCUAUUGAUGGCUUCCGUUUGUUGGUCAUUGCUGCUGCUGCUCAAGGAGUUCUCACAGGAGCAGCUUUUGUCCAUUUCACUGUCCCAUCCGAGCCAUUCAUUGCACUCUCCACAAUUGCUGCUUCAUUCGCUAUUGCUAUGAUCAAUCCAACAUCACGUUCAGCGUCUCUCUCCACAACAUUCGCAACAUCCAUCAUCAUCCAUUCAUCUCUGGGAGCAAUUGAAGGAGCACUGACCCCCAUCUACUUUGUUCUUACUGGUCUCUACACUCUCAGUGCUCUGGUUCCAAUCCAAUUGGCUACUCGUGACCAAGGACGAGCAAAUGUGAAUUUGUAUUCUGCAGUCCUCGUUGGAACCACAAUCGCCUCCAAAUGCUUCGUGUAUGGAAUCCUCGGAAAUUCGGAUGCUCUGAUUUUGGUCGAGCAACAGCUUGGAAACGAAGGCAUCAUCGAACAGCCAACUAACGCAUAA
Caenorhabditis briggsae is the source of this 999-nucleotide messenger RNA. The coding region runs from base 1 to 999 and encodes 332 amino acids. The transcript is spliced from 4 exons. Lineage: Eukaryota; Metazoa; Nematoda; Chromadorea; Rhabditida; Rhabditidae. The record is from RefSeq and is a predicted model, not a curated record.